AUGGUCCCACCGUCUCAAAGCCUCAAUCUAGACGCAGAGGCUAUCAGUGGUAUCCUGGGGUCGAUAUCUAUUGCAUGUUGGGUCACUGUUUUCACACCCCAGAUCCUCGAGAACUUCCGCCGUGCAAGCGCCGAGUCUCUAUCCCUGGAAUUCAUAGUCAUAUGGAGUCUAGGUGACCUCUUCAAUGUCUUCGGCGGCAUCCUACAAGGCGUUCUGCCUACGAUGCUCAUCCUGGCCGUAUAUUACGUCCUAGCUGACGUCGUCCUCAUCUGGCAAUGUCUGUACUACCGCGGCGUUCCCUCGCAGGAAGACUCCCCCACGCCGCCCUCCGAGAGUCAGCCGCAAGCUGAACCCAAUGGGCGCCGUCCCAGCGGUCCCUCGCGCCGAUCCAGCGUAGUGGACGCAACGCACCUCUCCCCGGCCACCCCGUUGGCAGAGCCCACCAAGCCCAGCAGGCGACGCUCGACACCCCUGCAGACAGCCCUGCUGAACCUGCUCGCAGUCUUCAUGGUUGCGGGCGCUGGGGUGUUCGGGUGGUGGGUGAGCACCGGGUCUCAGCGUGGGCCACAGAACCACGACCAUGGGCACGGCCCGGCGCCACCGCACCGUGAAAAGGGGGAGCUGCCUUUGGAUCCCCUGGGCCAGGCGUUCGGCUACGGCUGCAUGGUGAUGUAUCUCGGGUCGCGAGUGCCGCAGCUAAUACUGAACUGGCGGCGGCAGUCGACGGAUGGCCUGUCGGGGAUGUUCUUCCUGUUUGCGUGUCUGGGAAAUGUGACGUAUUUCCUGUCGAUUUUGGCGUAUGAGCCGGCCUGUGUGAGGGAGGAGGCGGGGUGUGAGGAGGGCGAGGCGAGCAGGGUUUAUGGGAGGUAUCUGCUGGUUAACCUGUCAUGGUUGAUAGGGAGCAUUGGGUGCUUGGUAUUUGAUUUUGGGAUCUUAUUGCAGUUCAUUCGAUACAGCGAGGCCAAUGAGCUGGUCACUGCGAGUGAGGGGGAGAGGAGGCCGUUACUGGACGGGACUGAUCCAAGGGAAGAGCGAUGA
Messenger RNA from Pseudogymnoascus verrucosus, 1038 nucleotides. RefSeq lists its product as uncharacterized. The record is from RefSeq and is a predicted model, not a curated record. Bases 1 to 1038 code for a protein of 345 amino acids. Gene Ontology annotation, cellular component: fungal-type vacuole membrane. Gene Ontology annotation, biological process: basic amino acid transmembrane export from vacuole. Lineage: Eukaryota; Fungi; Ascomycota; Leotiomycetes; Thelebolales; Thelebolaceae. The transcript has 2 exons.